Messenger RNA from Adineta ricciae, 1074 nucleotides. Lineage: Eukaryota; Metazoa; Rotifera; Eurotatoria; Adinetida; Adinetidae. The record is from the annotation of a GenBank genome assembly.
AUGAAUUUUCGAACGUUGAAGUCGAAAUCAAAAGUAGCAGAACAUAAAUCAACUGGUAUUCAUUUAGAAAGAUUAUCUGAGAUACUGAGUGAUGAUCAACGAAAUUCUCAGUUCGAAAAAUUACAAAAUGAGAUCAAACAUAAAGAACAAACGUUAGAUUUGUUUAUCAAACAUGUUUCGAUUACUCUCAAUGCAAAUAUCGAUGAUAUGAGAUCAUUACUAGACAAAAAAACACCGACGUACAAAGCCUAUACACACGCCAUCUGUGGACUUUGGCUACAACUGAAAACCAUAGAAGACAUGGAAUCAUUACCGUUAGUCAUCUUCCUACGUACAUGUCAAUUACAACGAGCAGAAAUGAAAUUUCAAGAUAAUAGUGAUGAUUCGACUGAGAAUGCACAAGAAUUUCUAAUCAAUCGUCGACGUUCUCGUCUAACGCAUUUUCAUAUAUGUACAGGCUCCGAUGGAUUCAAUACGAACAUCGAUUCUUACGUUGGAUUACUUGUAUUUUCCUACGAUAAUCAAUCAAAGUUCAUCCUGAAUGGACAUCAUUGUCAACGAGGUGAUAUUGUCAUCAAACAAAUGCAGAACCUUCAUCAUGUAUCUUCACGAGGAGUGUAUGAUGCUUUAUUCAAAUGGUAUUUCAAUCGUUCACUUGACGAGAAGUUUUUUGGGAUAGGUUUCUUGUAUUCAAAUAGAAAAUGGCGUUUUGAUGUACUUUCACACGAUCGAAAAGAUAUUCUACCGUUUGAAUAUCGAAUAUUCGAUAUGUAUCUAUUAACACAAUGGUUAACACAUGACAAUUUACCACAUAAUGUUCAAGAAAUGGAACUAGAUGCAAAAGGAUUAUUGAUGAAGCAAUUUGAGAUUGUCAAGAAUAAAUUAAAUGAUGAACAAAAUAUAGGUUUAAGUGAGAGUUGGAAUGAAUUUAUCGGUAGUGACGUAAAAGAUUUACAUAUGGCAAUGAAAUUAUUUCUUCAAACUACGGAAAAACAAAUUGAGACGAUUUUUAAACAAACAGAAGAAAGAAAACCAAGAGAUUCAGAUCAAUUGGCCAACGAAUUGCACAAAUGA